Messenger RNA from Paracoccidioides lutzii Pb01, 1971 nucleotides. Its product is annotated as YagE family protein. The coding region runs from base 1 to 1971 and encodes 656 amino acids. The record is from RefSeq and is a predicted model, not a curated record. The transcript is spliced from 4 exons.
AUGUCUUACCCAGGAGCAGGCCCCGGGAGCGGGAAAGGGAAGCGAGAGCGCGGUCCAACAGUGCUUGUUACGGACUCCCGUGAUCCAGCAUACAGCCACCGACGUCCCCAGAUACAAAACACCGCUUCUCCACGCUUUGUCACCCUUGACAAUGUCCUCCAGCACACCUCAGAUGUUCCGUCCAUGCAUCAACGACAGAAGCCACUAGGUUUCCGAGCACGACCUCGCACGAGACUCAGUGGACCAGGCGCUCUGGCGGGCUCAAUGGGAUCAACUGAAUUGGGACGAAAGAGUGGCAUGGAUCCAAGAUUGAGAACGGCGGGCCGACUGGCAAUUUUGCCGCAUUUGCCACCUCGCUCAACGAAAGUCAGUGAGAAACUGGUGUUGCUUCCGGAAACAGUGCAAGAGGAAGAAGAACUUGUGGAAGAUGUGGAGGAUAUUGAAGGACUUGAUGGUCCUGUGGAUGAGGAACCAGGGCCCACGAGAAAGGAGACUCCUGUUGAAAGGACACGCCGGAUUUUGGCUAAGCAAAGACAACAGAAAAAAUAUGGGGAUUUCGAUCAGGAAAAUGAUGCUGCGCCGCUUCUAGCAGAGGAGGAGCGUCUGAAACGCCGUCGUGUACCCCCUGAAGGGGCUAAGAGUUAUGCAGAGCGUUUACCGAAGGCGCACCGUGCGAAAAAGCUUCCUCGUGUUACGGCCUAUUGUAUUGCACAGGGUUACAAGACAACCGUUACGGCAGCAUUUGUGAAGGAAACCCAUGGCGCGAGGACGAAACUGUACGAUGAUUGUUUGUAUACUGCGUACCAUUUGCCACUAUUGCCUGGGAAGGGGGGUUAUAGAAUUCGGAGUAGUCCGAUUCUGAAAAGUGCGGGGGGCAAAGCUGUCUUAGAUGAGGAGAUUGAGAGGAACGAGCGGAGGGAUUACCAUGACGAAUACUACACGGAAGAAGACGAGCAUUCCGUCAAAGCUACUGGAUUCGACCGCGAAGGAUCUAGAGAGAGGUCAAACUCGCGAGAAGGUGAUGCUGACGGACAAGCGGGGCCAAAUGGCAUCGCAGCCCGUCAGCAGCAGGAACAAGGAAGUCAACACAACUCUGCAAAUAAGGACGAUGCACAUAAUAUGCCCGGAUCAAUUUCCAUGGCCAGAAUCCCACCCAAUGCCCUAACGUUCGCAGAAAUGUUCCUCUUUAGCUACGGAGUUGUCGUCUUCUGGAACUUCACCGAAAGGGAGGAAAAAGAUGCCCUAGCCGAUCUUGCAUUCGCAUCAUCAGGUAAAGGUGGCGGUGCUCCCAUCCCUCUCGCCACAGCUCCGUUGCCCGAAGAGGACUUCGAGACUGAAGAAUUCCACUUUGAGUAUUCAUCACAGAUUUCCCGACCCCGUGUUUACAAUGACAUGAUCACACUGCGCAGUGGGGACCAUAUGAUCAAGCUUGCCAUUAGCCAUGGCAUUGCUCAGAGCACGAAACUGAGCUUCUUUGAGGAAGUUAUGGCACGGCAGAUGGCCGAGGCGAAAGAUGUGCCUCGAAGGCUGGCGUUGACGGGCCAUCUAGGGAUGAAGAGGCAAGAGGUAUUUCAAAUCCUGGGGAAACUGUUUGAGUGUAGAGUUCAGGUGAAUUUAUCUUCGAAUAUGCUCGACGUGCCCUCUUUUUUCUGGGAUAGCGAACCGACUUUGCAUCCCCUGUACAUUGCCGUGCGGGAAUACCUGGAAAUCAAGCCUCGCAUUCAAGUACUGAACGAGCGAUGCCGCGUCUUUCUCGAUUUGACAGAGAUCUUAUCAGAUUCCAUAGCAGAUAAUAAGAUGUCGCGGCAAACAUGGAUUAUCAUCAUUCUCAUCGGAAUUUCCAUCAUCGUCACUAUUUCCGAGGUCGUGUUGCGUUUUGGGAUUCUGUCGACGAGGUCAUCUGAAAUGCGUCAUUAUCCUUCCAAGAUGAUUCAUCAUGCAUACGGUUAUGGGCAUGAUUGGACGGCAUAG